AAGAAGAGUUAGUAUUUAUUUGGGCUUUUAAACUUACGUUUCCACGACUUCUCUCUCCAACGACAGUAGAGAGAGAAGCAAUAUAUCACAGAAGUGUGAUUUUUGGCUUUUUUAAACAUACGUUCCCGCAACGACUCUCUCUCUCUAUAUAUUCAUACAUCUGCCUGCAUAUUCUUCGCAUCUAUGCAUUUUAGGAAAACCAUUUUUUCACUCAUUUCGUGUUUAAUCUCGAAUUACGACUAUACAAAUCUUUCGAUUGCGAUCUCUUUAUAGCUGAAUUUCGGUUGCCAGAGAAGUCAGAUCUGGCCGGGAAGUUAAUCUCCGUCGAGUUUUGCUGCUUCUAUAUUGUCGGGAGAAAUUUUCAUUUCAGAGAUCAUAUAGUUGAGCUACCUUUUUGUGUAGAUUCAAUAUUGUAGAAAGUGAGAACUUGGGGGGUCUCAACCAUUAAUGAAGAACGGGAUGAUAGAGUGCACUGUCUGUCAUUCCAAAUUGGUUCUUCCAUCUCCAAAAACAAUCUCCAGGGCUUAUGACCAACACAGGAGCAAGGUGUCAUCAAAGCAUCGAGCGCUCAACGUCCUUUUGGUUGUUGGUGAUUGUUUCUUAGUUGGCUUGCAGCCUAUUUUGGUUUUUAUGUCCAAGGUGGAUGGGAGUUUCAAGUUUAGCCCUAUCAGUGUCAACUUUUUGACAGAGAUUGCGAAGGUUAUCUUUGCAAUUGUUAUGCUUGUGAUCCAGGCCAGACAACAAAAAGUUGGAGAGAAGCCGCUUCUCUCGGUUUCCACAUUUGUGCAGGCCGCUCGCAACAAUGUGCUUCUUGCUGUUCCAGCACUUCUGUAUGCUAUCAAUAACUAUCUAAAGUUCAUCAUGCAGCUAUAUUUCAAUCCUGCAACUGUGAAGAUGCUGAGCAAUUUGAAGGUUUUGGUGAUCGCAGUGUUAUUGAAGAUAAUUAUGAGACGUCGAUUUUCUAUAAUUCAGUGGGAGGCUCUUGCGCUAUUGCUCAUUGGGAUUAGCAUAAAUCAAAUGCGUUCCUUGCCAGAAGGUACAACUGCUUUAGGUCUUCCAGUUGCAACGGGCGCAUACGUCUAUACAUUGAUUUUUGUGACUGUUCCUUCUCUGGCCUCAGUCUACAAUGAAUAUGCUCUCAAGAGCCAAUACGACACAAGCAUCUAUCUUCAGAACUUGUUUUUAUAUGGAUAUGGUGCUAUAUUCAACUUUUUAGGCAUUCUUGGAACUGCCGUUUUCAAAGGUCCCAGUAGCUUUGAUAUCUUGGAAGGACAUUCAAAAGCUACCAUGCUUCUUAUAUUUAACAAUGCAGCUCAAGGAAUUCUAUCCUCUUUUUUCUUCAAAUAUGCUGAUACAAUAUUGAAGAAGUAUUCGUCAACUGUUGCAACGAUAUUUACAGGCAUAGCAUCUGCUGCACUAUUUGGUCACACUCUGACCAUAAACUUUAUUUUAGGAAUUUCUGUUGUUUUCAUCUCAAUGCACCAGUUCUUUUCACCUCUUUCAAAAGUCAAGGAUGAACACCAAACUGGUGUGCUGGAGCAAUUGGAUGUUCAGAAUAAAAACAGAUCAAGAGAUUCAUCCUUCAUAGACAUGGCAGCGGGAGCAAAUGAGGAGGCUAGUCAUCGCGUAGAGAAUGAUGAAAGACGGCCACUUCUUCCUACCUAAAGUUACUUGAAUUCUUUUGGCUGGACUUAUGGGAGGAUUUAAGUAGAUAAGCCAGUUUUGAGAAUCAUCGAAUGAAAUAAAACUAAACAGGAAUUCUUUUUUCUUCUGCGGAUUCCCUUCCCUUCAUGCGCUGCGGGACUCCCUUAUUUGGUGCACAGAGCCUUCUCUCAAAUUGAUGUAUAGACCAACAAGCGACCUGCGUUUCUGCUAGUGAAAGAGUUUCAGAUAGAAAAUAGAAAUGAGAGUUUGUUCGUAAAUUUGUAAUGCCUUGUUGUAAGUUUUAAAUUGUGCGCCUUACAAUUAGAACCAGUUAAAUUUAAGUUACCUUUUUUACCCCUGAAAUAUCAUUUUUGUUAUCCAAAUAUAUAAUGAAAUUUUUUUUUUUAAGUUACCUUUUUUACCCCUGAAAUAUCAUUUUUGUUAUCCAAAUAUAUAAUGAAAAAAAUUAGAUUUUUUUUUUACAUUUGAGUAUACUUUGAUAUUGAGAUUACUGUCAAGAAAAGGGCACCUGCCACCCUUCUAUCAUUUUUCUUUUUCCAGAUUCCUAUUCAACUUUGAAUUAUGUUAAAUUGUUAUGUUCUAUUCAUUCAAUGCUAUUAAACAAUUCUUGUAUUCUAAAUGGUGAUAAAUUACAUGUUUCCUUUCUUUUUCUUUUUUCUCUC
Messenger RNA from Cornus florida, 2327 nucleotides. RefSeq names its product CMP-sialic acid transporter 3-like. The transcript is spliced from 16 exons. The coding region runs from base 448 to 1665 and encodes 405 amino acids. Gene Ontology annotation, molecular function: pyrimidine nucleotide-sugar transmembrane transporter activity. The record is from RefSeq and is a predicted model, not a curated record. Gene Ontology annotation, biological process: pyrimidine nucleotide-sugar transmembrane transport. NCBI's taxonomy places the organism in Eukaryota, Viridiplantae, Streptophyta, Magnoliopsida, Cornales, Cornaceae. Gene Ontology annotation, cellular component: Golgi membrane.